Molecule: messenger RNA, 1202 nt
Organism: Toxotes jaculatrix (banded archerfish)
Lineage: Eukaryota; Metazoa; Chordata; Actinopteri; Toxotidae
Gene: pigp
Product: phosphatidylinositol glycan anchor biosynthesis, class P
Exons: 5
Coding region: 194-580 (128 amino acids)
Biological process (GO): GPI anchor biosynthetic process
Molecular function (GO): phosphatidylinositol N-acetylglucosaminyltransferase activity
Source: RefSeq, a predicted model, not a curated record
GGCAAGCUAGUUGACUGACGAUACUAUGGAUGUUUCGUUGAAGUAAUAUGUUGAAGUAAAUGAACAGUGUUGAUUUUGGUAGACACGCUGAUUAUAAUUUCUCUUUUUUUUUUAGUUUAGACACAUUCAGCUUUAUUUACAUUUUGGAGAAAUACGUUGUGCCGUAUAUUUCCAGGACAUUUGGUUUCAGAUCAUGGUGGAAAACACCCCCUCACCUCUGCCUGAGAGGGCCAUUUAUGGGUUUGUUCUUUACCUUGGCUCACAGUUUGGCUUCUUUCUGUAUUGUCUGUGGGCUUUCGUACCGGAGGAGUGGCUUCAUUCGAUAGGGCUCACUUACUGGCCUCAAAAAUACUGGGCCCUUGCGGUGCCAAUCUACCUGCUGGUCGCAUUAAUGAUCUUUGUGCUGUUGCUGUUCGGGGUGAACAUGAACAACACGGCACCACUUGACUCUGUGGACAACAUCGCAGAUGUGUACGCCCGAGGCCAGAGGACAGAAGGCUACAACAAGGGGGGAAUACCCAGACUGAAAGAUGUUUCCAUUAGUGAAGUCAACAAAAUGUUCUACUUGUCGUCCAAAUGAUAACAAACCAAUACUGAUAUCAGCUGGAAUCAGAGUAGAGAUGAAGCUGCUGGGGAUUUACUGUGGUGUCACUGUUUGCCACUUGUUUAUAGACGAAGGAUUAUGCUUUAUUUAUUUAUUUAUCCAUGGCUUCUUGUUUUUUUGUUUUAGAUUCUGUACAGGGCAAAAUUAUGUGUUCACAACAGUGAUAUGCUGGAUGUGAUGUAACACAGUAUCACGAGUGUCUGAGCAACUUGUCCUCUGGAUGAAUAAGGCAAAAGAUGGUUAUUUUAAAUAAACUAGACUUUUUACAUAUAUAUAUUAUUUUGUGUAAUAAUUAUACUUUUACCCAGUGUAAAGGUUAAUGUCUUUUAUUAUGGUACGUUAACUCCCACUGAUAAUUAACCAGCUUAUUGAUACCAUUCUAUAAAUGUUUAAACAGUCAAGUGUUUUUCUCCAAAGUCAAGGGCUCCCACCGGCAUAAUUUCAAUAAUGUUGUGAUUUUUUUUUAAAUCACCACUUCCUCUUAUUCUCUCUAGAAGCUCUGUGCAAAACAAAACAAAAAAAAUAAUAAAAAUUAACUAACAAACCAGGAAACAACAUGGACUGGAAGGUCUUGGAAUGUGACAUUGGUCAAUAGGGG